ACAAAUAUUUGUUCCAUACAAACACACUGCAACCUGUCCAAUCGCGAAAAUGUUGCCGAAUUAAGUUGUUGUUUUCUGAGUUAAUCGAAGUUGUCGUUCGUUUAAUUUGUUACUUUAUGUUAUAAACAAUCCACUGGUUAAAAAUAACCAACAUAGAAGCUUCACAAAUUUCGAAAUGGAUUAUCAGAUGUUCCUGGAUGUUGCUGGCGAUCGGCAUCGGAUCAAGGAGGGAGUUACUCUCGUCGGUAUGGCGGAAAAUGAUCGAUUUAGUGUUAUCAGGCUGCAAAAUGAGUCAAUUUGUCCGAAACACGCGGCGCUACGAUACGUUGCAACGACGCGUGAACUGCACAUUAUGGAUCUGUGUUCCCACGGUGGAACAUAUUUGUUCGGAGAAAACAUCCGCUCCACAAAACAAAUGCCUCCACUGGAGUGGCAUAAAGUCUCCAUUGGCGACAAAUUUCGUAUCGGAACGGUCGAUUGUCGUCCCGAAUUGACAGUCGGUAUGCACAAGUCUAACGGAAGUUCGUUUUAUGCUGAUGAGGAGUCAACCGAUUUCAUCGAUUGCAGCCUAGAGGAACCACUCCCUCAAAAAUCACGCCUCGAGCCGAAAAAACUGCAACAAUCGGGCACAUCCUGUGCUGGCUCGAUACAGGAACCCAAUGUCUCAUCGUCUCUUUCGAUGAAAAAUGCAUCUGUUCGUCGGAGUAGCAGCUUUUUCAUUCCUGAAACUCAACAGCUAAGUGAAAGAUGUUCCCCGUCGUUGAACGGCUCUGUUACUACACUAAUCAAUGAAACCAAAGAGGAGGAUCGAGUUGUAGGAAAUUACGCAGAUGAUGAUGAUCUGUUCUUCAUUCCUGAAACUCAGGAUUGUAGUGAACGAGCAGGGAAAUCCCCCCACAUCGAACCAACUGGAACCACUAUCGGCGAGGGCAACAAAGAGGACGACUUUUUGAAGUUCGAAACCGAGGACGAUGAGAAUACGGGCGAUGGUAUUUUCAACAAUCCAUACGUCGAGCAAUCGCAAAAUUUACUGCAGAAUAUCAAUAAUUCUUACAAAAAGGAUGCUGCAGACACACAACGGAAGUCGAUCCUUCCCGAUCGGUCGGUUGACUCUAUUUCGUUCCACGGGCACCUUCCAGUGGCGAACGAAACCAACGAUGAUCUCAGCAAAAUCGAAUGGAACGAAACGAAUACCACCAAAAACACUGCAACGGAUAUCGAUAGAGAGCAGAGCGGCUCCGUUACUCCGGAGCUUAUUUUUGAUCAACCAGUGACAACAAAAAAGGCAAUUUUCGACAAUAAAUCGACCGUAGAACACCGCGAAGAAUCCGUUACUCCGGAGCUGGAUUUCGACCGGGUUACACCACAAUCGCGUGAACCAAUAAACACAAACAAACUGUCUUUGAAAAAAGAUGCCAGUGUGAAGAAAGCGGCUAACAAAAGACAAUCUAGAGAAACAUCAGUGACACCUGAUCUAAAUUUCGAACAAGAUGAGGCGGAAAUUUCACUCAACCAAGAAGGAGCGAACAAUCAUGCCGAAAAAGAAGUCGAUCCGUAUGAGAUGGCAACUCAAAUAAUGGCCGAUGAUGAUGUAGCUGAGGAGCCAGAUGAUGAUCCGUAUCUAGCGCCGACGCAAGCAUUGUCCACCGCGGCGCAUCCCACCGAGUCCGCCUCGACGAGUAUAUACGAACUGCAAACUCAAGUUGCGCCCGAUGUUCAAAACAGAGAAUCUCCGACUUUCAAAGUGCCUUCCCUGUCUGCCUACGAUGUUCUCACCCAAAAAAUGCCCGCAAAGGAGAUCAAAAAAGCACAUUCUCUACGAAAAGUGUUUGUGAAAUUGGACGAUUUGAAACAAGAGAAGAAAAAUGUGUCAUUGCGGGUGAACAAAGAGAUCGAACUGGACCCCUUCGAAAUAGGAACUCAACCAAUUUCGACGAAGAAAGAGGAUCGUAUAUACGAUCUCGAGACCCAAGCCCUGGAUGAUUUGGACGACACCGUACCGUUUGAUACUUUAGCAGCCCUAUUGCGGGAGCAUCCCAAAGAUGCUUACGAGCUACUGACACAACCGCUAACGGCCCACCAUUCUGCUGGCAGUUUGGAGGACGAGGAUCCGGAAAUGACCAAGAACUUUCGGCCUCCGGUGAACAGCACAUGUCGAUUGUCAGUUCUCCUUAAACAGAUCGAUGAUCAACCGUCGGCGGAGGCCGAUGGUUCCAACAUUUCACCAUCCUCGAACAAGGAAAAUCGUGCUCAAGCUAAUCAACGAAGCAAGACGAGCGCGAUCGGUGGGAAACGGAAGACAUCCGCGUCUGUUAGUAAGUCUGAAACGAAGCGCUCUCCUGACACAACCGAUCAGCGAUCGGUCGAUGAACAGUUGGAUGAAGAAUACUGUCUGGCGGAGACGAUGCCUGUCGCGGAUAAGAGCAGCAGCAAGAGCUCCAACGACACAUCGGGAAAGAAAACCCGCUCUACCAAAAAGGAGAAAGUUUCCGAAGUGCGAUUCAAAAAACCCGACAGUGUCAGCAAUGCCACAUCAACAAGUAAGAGAUCAACCGCAAGCACGGAAACGCCCCAAUCGAAGCCAAAUUCUGAAGCUGACACAUCAUCUUUCGAUUUCAACACCCCCGAGCAUCCGUUUUUGGACAUAGCCAAAAAGGAGAAAAUCCUCGCCGUUUCGGACAUGAUCAAGCGUCGUUCUACGGCGAGUGAAAGCGCCGUGCGCAAAAAUAAAUACCUGUUCGGAGACAGUUCAGACGAAGACAAUGAACCAGAUGCACUGGUGUUCCAGAAACGCGACAGUAAAAUUCAAAUGAUGAAAUAUGACAAAGAUAAGGAUAAGCCACCGAAGGAAUUCGCCCCCUUGGAACCACGUGCGAGCAGAGAAAGGAAGCGAAACAAGAGGUAUUCACGUGACGAAGAGGAAAAGAGUAAAAGUGGCGAGCCGACAAGAACGAGUGUAAGGAAUGCAAAAACCAAGUCCCAUACUAUCGUUGAUAAUCCAAUGAAAUCGAGGGUUGACGAGUCAGUCGAUUAUCAGCCAAAUAAAUUCGAAGAAAAAUCAACAAAAACCAGGAAGCGUAAGGCUACCACAGAAGAGCUACCCGAACCAUUCAGCGAGGCGCCGAGAUCCAGCAAGUCGAAGAAAAAGGACGAAUCUACGCUCAAAAAAACACGGCCACCGCCAACGAAAUCGGAAGAAUUGGCCGAUUCGAAGCGUCCCAGUCGCUCGAAACGCACAACAGCCACCGAAGACGUUAUCGAAAUUAAGAAUUCUAGAACGACCAAAAAAACUGAGAGUGCUGAAAAAACGACCAACCGUAAAGCAACACGUGUCCAAACUAAACGUAGGACAAGCGCUAUCGAUAUUUCCAGUGAUGAGGAAGAUCCGCAGACAGCUUCCAGUGCAACCGAAGCAACCAGUGUCACAUCCGACUCGCAAUCAUCCGGAACUCGCAAGUCAUCCCGCAACAGUAAACCGCGCCUUAUGUUCACUAAACUAAGCCCCGAACCUUACAAGCGUAUGAUCACAAGAUUUGGUGGCCUCAUUGUCGACAUGCCCGAGCUGGCCUCCAUACUGAUCUCGGAUAAGAUCUACCGCACGUACAAGUCUCUCUGUGCCAUCGCGAAGGGCAUUCCGGUGGUCGGACAGUCCUACUUGGAAGUGGUGGAGAAAAGCGGCAGUUUCGCCGUCGAUCCCUGGGAACACAUCCUACAGGAUAACGAGGUGGAGCGCCGAUUCAAGUUCAGUCUGAAAAAAUCGCUCACCAUGGCGCAAGAAGCAAGGAUCUUUCAGGAUUAUUCAGUUAUCGUAACUCCCAGCAUCAGGCCACCGCCGGAGGAGGUGCAGUUGAUGGUGGCCAGUGCGGGGGGUCGCGUUAUCAAGUUCCCAACUCAGCAACCGAAGCAGCCCGACAAGAUGUUUGUGAUUUCCGACCAGCAGGAUAGGGCCAUGUGGCCAAAGUUUCGGGAACACUAUCCUAAUAUCGAGAUUAUUAGCACCGAAGGGUUCAUGCUGUCCAUAAUGCAACACUACAAAAAUUUUCGCAACUACCGGUUCACGUAGGGGUGGAAUUGUAUUAUUUAUGUUCUUGAGUUUUUAACCAGUUACUAUUUUUAAUGUCGUGUCUUUUCUGUUGCCAUUUCAAACUUUUGAUUAUCUGACUAUUAAAAAAUCGACACGUUUUUUCGGCGUCGAACGUUGAAAAUUAAACAUCACA
Molecule: messenger RNA, 4217 nt
Organism: Toxorhynchites rutilus septentrionalis
Lineage: Eukaryota; Metazoa; Arthropoda; Insecta; Diptera; Culicidae
Product: mediator of DNA damage checkpoint protein 1-like
Exons: 8
Coding region: 176-4063 (1295 amino acids)
Cellular component (GO): MLL3/4 complex
Molecular function (GO): protein binding
Source: RefSeq, a predicted model, not a curated record